Molecule: messenger RNA, 638 nt
Organism: Aspergillus aculeatus ATCC 16872
Lineage: Eukaryota; Fungi; Ascomycota; Eurotiomycetes; Eurotiales; Aspergillaceae
Product: MAPEG family protein
Exons: 3
Coding region: 27-476 (149 amino acids)
Cellular component (GO): endoplasmic reticulum; membrane; nuclear envelope
Molecular function (GO): glutathione transferase activity; glutathione peroxidase activity
Source: RefSeq, a predicted model, not a curated record
CAAACCCACUUCUAUACUUCCCCAUCAUGUUCACCUUGACUGUUCCUGAGGGCUACGGCGCCGUCAUCGCCGUCGCGCUGGGCGCUAUUCCCGUCCUGGGGUUCGUCCACGGCAUCGUCACGGGCAGCACCAGAAAGAAGGCCCAAAUCCCCUACCCCCACACCUACGCGACCGUCGAACAAUGCAAGGCUGAUCCCAAAGCCGAGCAAUUCAACUGCGCCCAGCGCGCGCACGCCAAUUUCCUGGAGAACUCCUCCCAGACUAUGCUCUUCACCUUGGUGGCUGGGCUGAAGUACCCGCAGCUGGCGGCGGGCUUGGGCGCGGCGUGGGUGGUCUUGCGGGCGCUGUUCUUGCACGGAUACGUGUACUCGGGCAAGUCAGAGGGUAAGGGCCGGUACAGGGGGGGUCUGUUCUGGUUGGUGCAGGGGGCGUUGUGGUGGUUGACGGUCUUUGGCGUGGCGAAGGAGUUGUUCUAGGGGUGCACGGGUGAAGUUGGUGAGAGUGUGGGGAUGGGGAUGGGCUGCUGGUCCUGUGUAGUCUAAGGUCGUUAAUGUUCGUAAGGGAAUCUGUUAGGUCUGCAUCAUUUAUCUGAGCAAUUUUGUUUGUUGAACUCUGGGUGAAGACUGAACGGUAGUAGU